CGACGUCUUCGUGUACUUCAGCCAUCACACGGUCACCAUCCCCCCAGUGUGCUGGACCAACGCUGCCCACAGGCAUGGGGUCUGUGUGCUGGGUGAGAGCCGGGCGAGCUGCCGGCAAAAUGUGGGCCGGCGGUACAGGCUGGCAGAAGCGGUCCUGGGCCAGAGGGACUUUCAUCACAGAGUGGACGGAAGGCGGGAGGCUCUGUGAAGCCUUCCUGGCCGGCACCGAGCGCUCCUAUCAGGCCGUGGCCGACCAGCUCGUCCAGAUCGCCGAGUUUUUUCGUUUUGAUGGCUGGCUGAUCAACAUCGAGAAUACUCUGAGUCCGGCCGCUGUGAGGAACAUGCCUCCCUUUCUCCAGUACCUGACCGCUCGGCUACAUCGGCAGGUGCCAGGGGGCCUGGUGCUCUGGUACGACAGCGUGGUGCAGACUGGGGAGCUCAAGUGGCAAGAUGAGCUGAACGGGCACAACAGGGUCUUCUUCGACUCCUGUGACGGCUUCUUCACCAACUACAACUGGCGGGAGGAGCACCUGCAGCGCAUGGUGGAGCAGGCCGGGGAGCGCCUGGCCGACGUGUACGUGGGGGUGGACGUGUUCGCACGGGGCAACGUGGUCGGAGGCCGAUUCAACACACACAAGUCGCUGGAGCUGAUUCGAAAGCAUGGCUUCUCCGUGGCGCUGUUCGCGCCCGGCUGGGUGUACGAGUGCCUGGAGAAGCGCGAUUUCUUCCAGAACCAGGACAAGUUCUGGAGCCUGCUGGAACGCUUCCUGCCCACACACAGCAUCUGCUCCCUGCCCUUCGCCACCUCGUUCUGCCUGGGCUUGGGCACGCGCAGGGUCUGCUACGGCCAGGAGCAGGUGGCGGGGCCGUGGUACCACCCGAGCGCCCAGGAGACGCAGCCGCUGUUUGGAGAGCACAGGCUGGGCGGGGCCGGCGGGGGCUGGGUGAAGGCGCACUGCUGCCUGGCGGACGCCUGGCACGGGGGCAGCUCCCUGCUGCUCCGCGGAGUGAUCCCGCCCGAGGCUGGCAGUGUGGCUGUGAGGUUGUUCUCCCUGCAGGUGCCGCUGCCGCCCACAGUCUUCCUGUCCAUGGUGUUUAAGUUCGAAGAGCCCACGGCUGUCAGAGUGGCCUUGGAGCUCACCACUGGGGAUGCCGGCGGCUGCCACGUCGGGGGCAUCUCCGUGCUGACCGAAGAGGUGGGCCCAAGGCACAGACCCCAACCCCUCCGGGUGCCGCCGAGCAGACUGGCCAGGCGGGCGGGCCGCUGUGGCCGGCCGCUGGGCGGGGGCUGGAUCCAGCGCUGCUACGAGGUGAACCUGCGAGGGUGCCUUCUGCACGACCUUCUUGUGAGCUUCUCCCGGCCUCCGGGCAGCCGGGAGCAGGAGAGCUUCGUCUGUCGCCUUGGGGAGAUCCAGGUGGUGGACGCCCACAGCCUGCUGGCCCCCCUGCCCCGAGUGCAGGCCGUCACCGUGUCCCAGGUGCGCUGGCAGCCGGCCGCCUCGGAGCAGGCCGCUCCUGCCCAGCUGCAGCUCGGCUGCACCCUGCACUGGUCCCCGCUGCCCCAGGUCCGCUGCUUCCGAAUCCACUGCCGGAGGGGCCCACCCGCGCCGGUGCCGGAGAAGCCCACGUUCCUGGGCCUGGCCUUUGCCUGCCAGUAUCGGGUAGUGGACGUGGCUGUGGAGGCCCCCGGGCCUGGCCAGGAGGGCCGCGUGGAGUUCCUCGUGGAGCCUGUGCCCAGGGAGGGCUUUGCGGCGCCUCAGGCCGAGUGGGGCAGGGCGGUACUGCUCUUCUCCCAGCCCGAGUGAGCCCACGGUAGAGCGCCCGGCUUUCCUGGGGCCUCUGGCCCGGCCCGUGGGCAGGGGCUGCCUCCAGGCCCCUGGAAGGCCGGGUCCCCGGGCCUCAGGCCGUUGACCGUGGCUUUUGGUGGCAGCAAAGCCGGGAAGUCGGCACGUGCGGUGUGCAGGUCGAGGGGAAGGCUUGGGGCGCUGCAGCCGUGGCCCCGCCCGGGGCCUUUCCCGCCAGGCUGUUUCUGCCGAGAACGGCGACGCGCGUGCCCACGGUGCGCUGGACGAGCCGCUCGCGGUGGGACCUGCUGAGGGUUUGUCUUCUCUCCUUCCCGUCGCCCCGCUUUGGUUCACGUUCCAGGGGCCUGCGACGGCCAGGACUGGGAACUCCGUCCAGGUCUCUGACGAGGGUGCGGGGACCCGACCCCCCGAGCUGUCACUGUGGGCGGCCUCCCAGGGUGCGCGUCUGCUGGAGUCGGGCGCUGGCGCUGGCAUUGACCCUGGUAGUCUGAUCUGGGACGUUGGCCCCUUCACUGCCAGGCUGAACGCCCGCCCCAACUCCCUAGGGCCUCUCAGGACCCCACCCCCCAGCCUCUGAGGGUGGGGCACGUGGUGCCCUGGGAGAUUGGGCCAGGCAGCUGCGGGCCUCACGUGGGCGAGGCGGGGCGUACCACCCCAAUAUUAACUGGCUUUGGCAGCUGUCAUUACGUGUCUUAUUUCUGGAAUGUUCUCCUGGUUCCACUGUCUUUCCCCCUCCUUCACUUCUGAGCCUCACAGGACACUCAGAGGUGUGGGCCCCUGGAGCAGGUGCAACACAGGUGCGUGGGGCUGUGACCCCUCCCUUCCCUCCCCCCUCCUCUGCCCACGCCCCCAGGCCAGCCUAGGCGGCUGUGUCCAUGAGCUGAAGGCAGCUCUGCGGCCACCUAGGCGGCGUGGUGCUUCCUCUUGGUAUCCCCUCGCCCUGCCCACGCCGUCCCUCCCCUCCAGGCCCGUGCAGUGUCCGCCAUGGUUACAGGCUUGGAGCCGUAUGUCCCUGGUUCUUGGGAGUCUCGCUGCAGGGCGCGCGGGGCCCUUGAGGAGGACCUGUCUCCAGCUGUAGUGAGGGAGGAGGCCAGCAGGUGGCAGGACAGCUGUGUCCCAUUUGCUGGUUCUUGGAGAGUGUAGGUCCUACAGGGCUCUCCCAGCACUCACGCGUGGGAGGCGGGAAGCCUGGGGGAAGUGGGAACGUUCUCCUGUGCCUGUCCCUUGUGAGACUGGCGAGUGAGCCUGGCCAGGACCGGGGCGACCCGUUCUCUUGUGCCUAUCCCUGGUGAAACUGUCGAGUGAGCCUGGCCAGGACCGGGGCAACCCGUGCCUGGGCCCGCCCGUCCCAGCUCGCCAGAACACUUCUGCCUGCUGCCUGGAGCCCCUCACCCAGGGUUUCCUGUGAGUCCUGGGUUCUGUUCCACUUGGAACGAGGGGGCGCUGGUGAGCGGCAGGCGCAGGCGGGGGCCCCUUGUGGCACCGACACCUCGCCUCCCUUAGCUCACCAGGCCAUUUUAGAGAAAGUGCUGGUUUCCUUGAGCAUUUUACAGGGAGGAGGAGCAACCUCUGGUGCGCGAGCAGCCAGGGCGGUAGCGGUGCGGCGGGGUCCCCAGGGCCGGCCCGCAGCCUGUGCAUCCGCUCUGAAAUAAAUGACCCCAUAAAGCUGAAAACGAGGACUCGUGUCUUGGUGAGGUCCGGCUCCUCCCGGCCCUGGUGUUGAAGCUGCUGCCCUGGUUCCCGCCACCCUUCCCCCAGUGGGGCCUGGGCCCAGGGGCUGGAGGAGUGAGCUGCCCUGAACACGCCCCAGGGCCCCUUCUGCCCACUCCUGUGCGCAGCCGGCCACUGUGGCUGGGCUCGCCCAGCCUCCCCCGACUGCUGGGACGCAUUCUGCUUGGCACUGCGGCUGUGCUGGCCUCGGGGUGCACCUGGAGCACUGGGCAAGGCCUUCAGACCCCUGAACCCCAGCCUGCCCCCCGUGACUUCUGCCCUGUGCCCCCAGCCGCCGAGUCAGAGCUGUCCUGGCUUGGAGAAAGAGGUCUUUAUUAAUAAUCUGGGUGGGACACCGCUCGUCUGGAUGGUCACCUCGGAAGCAUUACAGAAUGGUAAGAAAGGAAGCCUGGCGCUCGGCCGCGGUCCUGGGGGAGGGGCCCGAGGAGGGGGCAGGAGUCCGAGCUGCUGCGAGAAACGGGCCCGAGACAGCAGAGGGCCGAGGGCGCUCUGGGCGGGGCCAGAGCCGGAGGCAGGUGCAGGGCUAUGUACAAUGGGAAUAGAAAAGGGAGUAGGGGCUGACGCCGGAUAGAGUGAGGUGUAGUCUUCAGGGCUGGAGUCUGGUGACCGUGGCGCCGCCCUGGGAGCCCACCUGUCCUGCUGCUGUCCGCCACUCCCCUGCUCUAGCCCCCCCGCCUUGCCAGGCCCUCCCUGCCCACCACCCAGUACCUGCAGCCCCGGCCCUCUUCCUGAGGGUUCUCCACCAGCUGGGGCCGCCCAGCCCCAUAGCACCGAGACUCCACCCUUGGGUGCAGCUGGGCACUGGCCGGCCCUGCCCCUGCCUCUCUCCCCCUCCCCCCAGCACUGAGCUCUUCAGGGCAGGUCGGGAGGGCUGCAUCCCAGCAGGCAGCGGGCGGCCAGGCCAGCGUUUGCUCACGGACCCGGGGCCGCCUCCUGGAGUGGGGGAGGCAGCCAGCAGGGCCUCCUCGGCCUCGGGCCCUGCCUGCCCAAGCUCAUGGGGGCCAGGAGCCCACCAGUUCUGGAACCACGAAAGCCCUUUGUGUUGAAGCAGACCCCAGCUUGCUCGCUGGCCACGGCACACGUGGGCAGCUGCGUGGCGGGAGGGGACUGGGGUCCCCGGGGCUGGAGAGCCGCCUACAUGGCACGGCUGGCGCCAGGUCCUGCUCUGCUCCGCUCCACUGCCGCCCCCGGCCCCCAGCCUUGGGGAGGGGGGCCAGCAAGGGAGACUGGGCAGACACAGGCACCCCCGCUGCCGGGCCAGCUCCCUGGUGCUGUGGGCGCCGCACGUGGGACUUGGUCGGAUGCCUCUUGGUUUGGUUGGUUUUUUGUUGCUUGGAUCUUAACAUCUUUUUUUGUUUCAUUUUUUGUUUUGUGAUUUUUUUGUUUUUUGUUUUUGCCCUUCAUGGUCCGAGGAGGAAAUGGCGGAAGGUUUCACUACAACAGAAACAGAAAGAUGGCACUGAGCGGCUGAGCCCCCAGCCGCCGGCUGCAGGCCGGUCCCGGC
This is a messenger RNA of Lepus europaeus (European hare), 5040 nucleotides long. RefSeq names its product endo-beta-N-acetylglucosaminidase (gene ENGASE). Gene Ontology annotation, molecular function: mannosyl-glycoprotein endo-beta-N-acetylglucosaminidase activity. Gene Ontology annotation, cellular component: cytoplasm. Gene Ontology annotation, biological process: protein deglycosylation. Bases 75 to 1805 code for a protein of 576 amino acids. Lineage: Eukaryota; Metazoa; Chordata; Mammalia; Lagomorpha; Leporidae. The transcript is spliced from 11 exons. The record is from RefSeq and is a predicted model, not a curated record.